UACAAGAAGAGAGAUGAGGACGGAGAAUAUAAGGUCGAGAAAGUCCUUUCACGGUCUGUUGAGCUUGACGUUGAGCCAGAUACUGCCUACGAUGUUGGAAUCAUUUCGACAAAUGCCUUUGGAUACAGCCCUCUGGCAUUUUUGGAUGUUCCGUCAACAAGUGUUGGCAAAUCGGGUUCAGGCGGAGGCUCAUCAGCAUUCUUCAUCUUUUUGUUAUUGGUGUGCUGCGGUUUAGUCGUACUUGGAAUAAUCUACCUCGGACGGCGACGUGAUCUACCAGCACCGUUCGGAAAACUUGUGCGAAGACAACAACCACCUCGAGGAGGCCCAACAGUCGCCUUUGAAAAUCCAGCUUACGUAUCCGGUCAUGAAGUGGAAAUUCGAGGUCUUGGAGGUGGUGGUCAUGCCAACGGCGACACCGAAUGGCAAAGCCAAGAUUUACAAGCCUCCGCUGCUCCUGAGGAAUACCGUAAUGGGAUGCGAUAUGCAAAAUUAGAAACUGCAUAA
This is a messenger RNA of Cylicostephanus goldi, 507 nucleotides long. The record is from the annotation of a GenBank genome assembly. Lineage: Eukaryota; Metazoa; Nematoda; Chromadorea; Rhabditida; Strongylidae.